AUUUCUAGUACUAAUUUAUUUAUACUGAUAAAUUCUGAUAUUUUGGCGGUAAAUUGGUGGGAAGGUUUAAGUUGGUUUAUGUAAUACAAUAAUGAUAGGAGUAUAUAUUAAUUUUGGAUGAAUAAGAAUGUAUUAAUUUUGAUAAUUGAAGAUUAUAUCCAUGAGUGGUUUUUUCAAGUAAAAGCAACAAAAUGAAUUUGAAUGUAAAAAAUAUUAAAAUUCAUUUAGUUAAAACUCCAAAAAAAGUUUAGUAAUAAUAACUGGAAAAUAUUUCCACGAUAGAAGUAUUUGGAUUAAAAGAUUCUCCUUAAGUAUUCCAAAAUAAGUCAAUAUAAACAUAAAAGAAUGAAUAAAAAUUAGAAGAAAAAGUAAACAAAAUAAUAAGACGAAUCAAAUUUGAUGAUGAGUAACUAGUUAUUAAGAAAGAUCAAUCUCUUUUUCGAUAAAAAAGAACAACUAAUAAAGAAUACAAAGGUAUAUUAAAAAAUUAAUAUUUUAGUUAAUUCUUCAUACACUUUAGAUUUGAUAAAUUCAAUAGAAAUAAGAAGAGAUAAUGUAAUAAUAAAUAAACUAGAGAAAGUAUCUAGUCAAGAAGAGUAAAAAUAAAAUGUUAAUUCAUUAGUUAAUAAUAAUAUUAGAAUGUCAGGAAUGAAUCAGUAACAUGUAGAUGUAAAAAAACAAAAUGCAUAAAGUAUUAUUGCGAAUGCUUUUAAUAUGGAUAAGAAUGUUCAUUCAAAUGCGAAUGUACUGGAUGUUGCAAUAAACAAGUAAAAUAAUCAAGUGGAAAAUUCUAAUAAGUAAGUCCAACAAUAGAAUAUUAAGGAUGUAAAUGUCAGAAACAAAAGUAUUUAAUAAUUUGCUAUAUAUAUAGUUGUUCUAAGAAAUAUUGUGAAUGUCUAAAAAGGAACCAAAGAUGCACAGAUCAAUGCAAGUGCAUACAUAAUUGUAGCAAUUAGUUACAUUAAAUAAAGCCUUAAAUAUUAGACUUUAGUUAAUUAUUAAGCCAAUUUGAAGAUAGGAAUUGA
This is a messenger RNA of Paramecium sonneborni, 1025 nucleotides long. Lineage: Eukaryota; Ciliophora; Oligohymenophorea; Peniculida; Parameciidae. The record is from the annotation of a GenBank genome assembly.